GGUUCUGCUGCAGACGGACUAUAAAAGCCUGCAGGAUCUGGUUCUGCUGCAGACGGACUCUAAAAGCUGCAGGAUCUGGUUCUGCUGCAGACGGACUCUAAAAGCUGCAGGAUCUGGUUCUGCUGCAGACGGACUAUAAAAGCCUGCAGGAUCUGGUUCUGCUGCAGACGGACUAUAAAAGCCUGCAGGAUCUGGUUCUGCUGCAGACGGACUCUAAAAGACUGCAGGAUCUGGUUCUGCUGCAGACGGACUAUAAAAGCCUGCAGGAUCUGGUUCUGCUGCAGACGGACUAUAAAAGCCUGCAGGAUCUGGUUCUGCUGCAGACGGACCGAGACUCAGCAUGGCCCAGAAGACGGCUCUGAUCGUUUACGCCCACCAGAGUCCGGGCUCCUUCAACGCCGCUGCCAGAGACGUGGCGGUGGAGGAACUGACCUCCCAGGGGUUCAAGGUCGCCGUGUCCGACCUCUACGCCAUGAACUUCAGGUCCAGCACCACGAGGGACGACGUCAUCGGGGAGCUGAAGAACCCGGACCUGUUCCAGUACGGGGAGGAAACCAUGCUCGCCUGGAUGGAGAGUCGGCUCAGCGACGACAUCGUGGCCGAGCAGAGGAAGGUGGAGGAAGCCGAGCUCGUCAUCUUCCAGUUCCCCCUCUACUGGUUCAGCGUUCCUGCCAUCCUGAAGGGCUGGAUGGACCGAGUUCUGACCCAAGGAUUCGCUUUCUCCCUCCAGAAGAUGUACAACCACGGAGUGUUCAAGGAUAAAAAGGCCGUAUUAUCUUUCACCACCGGAGCAACUUCCUCCAUGUUCCAGCCUGACGGCAUCAACGGAGACAUCAACGUGGCUCUGUGGCCCCUGCAGAACGGGACUCUCCACUUCUGCGGGUUCCGGGUUCUGGCUCCUCAGAUCUUCUGGGGUCCGGCUCACUGUCCGGCCGGCGUGAGAACCGCCAUGCUAGCGGGGUGGCGGUCGCGCCUGAAGGGGCUGCUAGCGGAGCCGCCGUUGACCUUUGCCCCCUGCGAGCUGUUCGACCUGAGCUUCCAGGGCGGGUUCCUGCUCCGGCCUGAGGUGAAGGAGGAGCUGGCGCCGCAGCGCUACGGCAUCACCACCGGACACCACCUGGGGAAGCCGCUGCCGCCGGACAACCAGACCAAAGCUAAGCCCCCUGACAACUAGAGGCCCCGCCCCCUGACAACUAGAGGCCCC
Messenger RNA from Cololabis saira (Pacific saury), 1204 nucleotides. RefSeq names its product NAD(P)H dehydrogenase [quinone] 1-like. The transcript has 6 exons. Gene Ontology annotation, cellular component: cytosol. Lineage: Eukaryota; Metazoa; Chordata; Actinopteri; Beloniformes; Belonidae. The record is from RefSeq and is a predicted model, not a curated record. Bases 341 to 1174 code for a protein of 277 amino acids. Gene Ontology annotation, molecular function: NAD(P)H dehydrogenase (quinone) activity.